AUGUCCGCUGCCAACGACUUCAAGAGUGGCGGCUCCCACAACUCCACUCAGCCUCUCCACAGCCACGACCAGUCUGACUCAGAGGACAUGCACCGCUAUGUGACCGAUGAGAUGCCGCGCACAGGCAAAAUGUCUGUGGCUGGUCCAUCCAACGACGGAGGCCCCAUCCUGACAGUGCAGCCUUUGCGCAAGUCCGACAUGCAACCUUCAUACGCGCAAGACUUUGGCUCCGGAUCUGUCACGCACGGGUUCUACGGCAAUAUGUUGUCUUCGCUUGGCUCUUGCAUCGGUAUGCUUGGCCAGUUUCCAUGCUGCCCCCUUCCAAACCCGUACAAGGAGGUCCACCAGGGCUCCGUGGGCUUGAUCAGCCGCUUCGGCCAGUUCUACAAGUCCGUUGAUCCUGGCCUGGUUGAGGUCAACAUCUGUUCUGAGAGCAUCAGUAUUGUCGACGUCAAGAUUCAGCUCACAACUGUUCCUCGCCAGACUGUCCAAACAAAAGAUAACGUUUCGGUCGAAAUUGACUCUGUCAUCUCCUGGCACGUGGUGUCGCCCUAUCGCGCCGCCUUCGGCAUUAACAACCUAGCGGGGGCGCUCGUUGAACGUGCACAGACGACUCUUCGCCAGGUUGUCGGCGGUCGGGUCCUUCAGAGUGUGAUCUCGGACCGUGAAGGUCUUGCGCAGGAGGUUGCCGAAAUUAUCGAAACGACAGCCGAGAAGUGGGGCGUCUCUAUUGAGUCCAUCCUUCUCAAGGACAUCAACUUUUCGGCUGAGUUGCAGCAGAGCUUAUCGUCGGCUGCGACUCAGAAGCGUAUCGGUGAAAGCAAGGUCAUUGCUGCCCGCGCAGAGGUCGACGCCGCUAAGCUUAUGCGUCAAGCGGCCGAUAUUCUUGCCUCGCCUGCCGCUAUGCAGAUCCGCCAGCUAGAGGCCCUUCAGUCCAUGUCACGCAGCGCUGGUUCAAAGGUCAUCUUCGUGCCCAUGAAUCUCGAGGCCAUGGGUGCAGCCGGCCUUGACAGCCAGGUUGCUAAGCAAAUCGCCUCGUCGUCAGCUGGUGGUAGCGAGCACAUAAUGGCACCCGGAAACUCGGCUGGGCAGGCUGCUGUCAUCACUUCAAUGUCUAAUAUCUGAACAUAGACCUUCGAGGUUCAUUCAGGUGACCCAGCGACCUCAGCAGGUCGUACCUUUCCUUUAGUAGUGUCGAGACCUCGCUUAAUCCACUGGGGAACGCCCAGCGACUAAUCAAGCCCAUCCUACUUAGACCUGGUUAUCUUGCAGUAUGAAUGUGCAUCACAAGUUCACGUGGAUCCCUCCUGGGCUCGCAUAGCAUCCACUGCACGUAGUAAAUCAACAUCCAGAGGGACCCGUU
This is a messenger RNA of Cutaneotrichosporon oleaginosum, 1363 nucleotides long. RefSeq lists its product as uncharacterized. NCBI's taxonomy places the organism in Eukaryota, Fungi, Basidiomycota, Tremellomycetes, Trichosporonales, Trichosporonaceae. Gene Ontology annotation, cellular component: plasma membrane. The record is from RefSeq and is a predicted model, not a curated record.